AUGUCGAUAACCAGAGGAUCUGGAUAUCACAGCCGUCAUCUAUCACAUCAGGGGUGUUUGACCAUGGAGGCUCCUAAUAGAGAGAGUAGUGUUCUCUCCAUUGAAGCCAGUCUCAAAACAAAAGUUGAUAUCAACUUCUUCCAAAAAAAGAUUUACCCGCCGCUGGGUAUUAUUAAGAGGAUGUGGAUCUCACAGCCAUCAUUUAAGAAAGGCAAAGAUGCUGUCACGAGUAUUCCCAUCGUACCCGCUGUGAAACAAUAA
This is a messenger RNA of Auanema sp. JU1783, 261 nucleotides long. The record is from the annotation of a GenBank genome assembly. NCBI's taxonomy places the organism in Eukaryota, Metazoa, Nematoda, Chromadorea, Rhabditida, Rhabditidae.